Messenger RNA from Paramecium pentaurelia, 708 nucleotides. Lineage: Eukaryota; Ciliophora; Oligohymenophorea; Peniculida; Parameciidae. The record is from the annotation of a GenBank genome assembly.
UAAUGGCUCAUAAACUAUCUUAGAAUUGGGUUUUGUGGUAUGCUCCUAGAGGCAGGAAGGCAAUAGCAGGAUCAGAUCAUUAUGAUGUGAAUCUAAAAGAGAUUGGAGAAUUUAAUACAGUAGAGGAAUUUUACAGUUAUUAUUGUUUUUUACAGAGACCUAGUGAAGUAAAAAGAAUUUAGAUUAAUAUAGAUUGAGAUUGAUAACAAAAUUAUGAUGUUUAGAAAAGAGCAUAAACCAAUGUGGGAAGAGUGUUUGGAUGGUGGAACUUGGAUUAUCCAUUUUAAGAAAAGAGAAAAUGAAUUGUUGAAUAAGAAAUGGGAAGCUCUUCUUUUAGGUUAUUUAAUGUGAUUUUAUCAUUAGCAUGUAUAGGAGAAGAGUUUGAUGAUGAUAAUGUUAUAGGAGUAGUACUUUCAAUUAGGGAGAGAAGAAAUUUAUUAGAGAUUUGGUUGAAAGAUAGGAAAGAGAGUGAAAAGAUAAGAAUAGGUGAGAAGUUAAGGGUUGCAUUGGAAAUGGAUCCAAAUAAUCUUACAUUCUUUUUCAAGGAACAUAGUAAGAGUUUAAAUGUAUAUAUAAUAUUUAUUGAGUUUAGGAUAAAUCGACUAUGAAAGGGGCUGAAUCUUAUACCUUUGUCAAAACUCCACUUGAAACUCCUUAAGCAGAACCAAAAGGACAACAUCCCGAAUUAGAUUAAUUCAAACUUUGAUU